Merops nubicus (carmine bee-eater) is the source of this 924-nucleotide messenger RNA. Its product is annotated as partitioning defective 3 homolog B-like. The annotation marks the transcript as partial. Gene Ontology annotation, cellular component: adherens junction; apical plasma membrane; apical junction complex. The transcript is spliced from 6 exons. Gene Ontology annotation, biological process: establishment of cell polarity; establishment of centrosome localization; cell adhesion. Lineage: Eukaryota; Metazoa; Chordata; Aves; Coraciiformes; Meropidae. Gene Ontology annotation, molecular function: protein binding; phosphatidylinositol binding. The record is from RefSeq and is a predicted model, not a curated record.
UGCCAGGUGUCCUUUCAGGAUGGGGAGGUGAACCUCCCUGGACCUACAGAACUGCUGUUGGCUCAGAGGGCCCGGCUCCCUGUCAGUGAAAUUACAAAAACAGUGGAAAUUUCUGGGGAAGGUGGACCCUUGGGAAUACAUGUUGUACCCUUUUUUUCAUCUUUGAGUGGAAGGAUGCUGGGACUCUUCAUCCGUGGUAUUGAGGACAACAGCAGGUCUAGGCGUGAUGGGCUUUUCCAGGAGAACGAGUGCAUCGUGAGGAUCAACCACGUGGACCUGACAGAUAAAACCUUUGCACAGGCUCAGGACAUCUUCCGUCAGGCAAUGAAAUUUCAAAGUGUCAUCUUGGAAGUCCUCCCUCCAUAUAAUCGAGAACAAUAUGAGAAAUCUGCCAUUGCUCCUCUCUGCUUUCUGGAUAAUGAAGAAGGGGUUCCAAAAACAAAGAUUCCACCUCCUGUUCAUCCCAAACCUGCUCUGAAAACAGUUAAUCUUUCUGGAGCAAGCAGCUUGGAGACAGGUGUUCAGGCACCAGUACCAGCUAAGAGCCCCAGCCUUCCACGGCUGGGCAGGAAGUCAUCCUCUCCCUCACUGUCUCCCCUCAUGGGCUUUGGCAAUAAAAAAAAUGCAAAGAGAAUAAAGAUAGACCUGAAGAAAGGUCCAGAAGGACUUGGUUUCACCGUGGUCACCAGAGACUCUUCUGUACAUGGUCCUGGUCCUAUUUUUGUGAAGAAUAUUUUACCAAAAGGUGCAGCAGUCAAAGAUGGGCGUUUGCAGUCAGGAGACAGAAUCCUGGAGGUGAAUGGACGGGACAUCACUGGCAGGAGCCAGGAGGAGCUGGUAGCUAUGCUGAGGAGCACAAAGCAAGGGGAAACUGUCUGCCUGGUCGUGGCUCGCCAGGAGGAGGCCUUUCUACCUCGAGAGCUG